Molossus molossus (Pallas's mastiff bat) is the source of this 3945-nucleotide messenger RNA. It is a transcript of the gene SLC2A3, whose product is annotated as solute carrier family 2 member 3. Lineage: Eukaryota; Metazoa; Chordata; Mammalia; Chiroptera; Molossidae. The record is from RefSeq and is a predicted model, not a curated record. Bases 290 to 1780 code for a protein of 496 amino acids. Gene Ontology annotation, cellular component: membrane. The transcript is spliced from 10 exons. Gene Ontology annotation, biological process: D-glucose transmembrane transport.
UGGGGGUUGAAUUUGAUGUUACAAGAUUCCGAAAGGUCAUGGGAUUGGCGGUUCUGGGGAAGGGCUGGGGGCUCGGCUCCCUCCUGGCUCCACCCUUUGCAGGGGUUAUAAAUAGAUGCCUGGUGUGCUCUCUAACGUGAGCCCGAGGCUGAGAUGUAGAGUGGUACUGAUCACCUGAUCGAAAACUUGCUGCUAGAGAAGGACAUUUUGAAGGUUUUUUGGAUACAAGAGGUGUCUCUGGAAUCCCGUUCCUAGAUCUUUCUUGAAGAUUCGAAAAAAAAUUAGGGCCAUGGGGACACAGAAGGUCACCGCACCUCUGGUCUUUGCCAUCACCAUUGCUGCUAUAGGCUCUUUCCAGUUUGGCUACAAUGCUGGAGUCAUCAAUGCCCCUGAGGUGAUCAUAAAGGACUUUAUCAAUUACACUUUGGAAGAGAGGUUAGAAAAGCUUCCCACUGAGGUGUUACUAACGUCCCUCUGGUCCUUGUCUGUGGCCAUCUUCUCCGUUGGUGGUAUGAUUGGAUCCUCUUCCGUUGGACUCUUUGUCAACCGCUUUGGCAGGCGCAAUUCAAUGCUUAUUGUCAAUCUAGUGGCUAUCAUUGGUGGCUGCCUUUUGGGAUUCUGCAAAUUAGCGGAGUCAGUUGCAAUGCUGAUCCUGGGCCGGUUGGUUAUUGGCGUCUUCUGCGGACUCUGCACAGGUUUUGUGCCCAUGUACAUUGGAGAAGUCUCUCCUACUGCCCUGCGGGGAGCCUUUGGCACUCUCCACCAGCUGGGCAUCGUCAUCGGGAUUCUGGUGGCCCAGAUAUUUGGUCUGAAAUACAUUUUGGGAACUGAAGAUCUGUGGCCCUUGCUGUUGGGCUUCACCAUCCUUCCAGCUCUCCUACAAAGCGCAGCCCUUCCAUUUUGCCCAGAAAGUCCUAGAUUCUUGCUGAUUAACAGAAAGGAAGAGGACAGUGCUAAGAGGAUCCUCCAGCAGUUGUGGGGCACUGAAGAUGUGACUCAGGACAUCCAGGAGAUGAAAGAUGAGAGUGCUAGGAUGGCACAAGAAAAGCGAGCCACUGUGCUGGAGCUCUUUAGAUCACCCAACUACCAGCAGCCCAUCUUGAUUUCCAUCAUGCUCCAGCUCUCUCAGCAGCUCUCUGGAAUCAACGCUGUGUUCUUUUACUCAACAGGAAUCUUCAAAGAUGCUGGUGUUGAGGAGCCGAUCUAUGCCACCAUUGGUGCUGGUGUAGUUAAUACCAUCUUCACCGUAGUGUCUCUGUUUCUGGUAGAAAGGGCUGGAAGGAGGACUCUACAUAUGAUUGGCCUUGGAGGGAUGGCUUGCUGUUCCAUCCUCAUGACUAUUUCCUUGUUAUUAAAGGAUGAGUACAACUGGAUGAGCUAUGUUUGCAUUGUGGCUAUCUUGGUGUUCGUGGCCUUCUUUGAAAUUGGCCCAGGCCCCAUUCCCUGGUUUAUUGUGGCCGAACUCUUCAGCCAGGGACCCCGCCCAGCUGCAAUGGCAGUGGCUGGUUGUUCCAACUGGACUGCCACCUUUUUGGUUGGACUGCUCUUCCCUUCAGCUGCAUUCUAUUUAGGAGCCUACGUAUUUAUUAUCUUCACUAUCUUCCUCGCGAUCUUCUUGGUCUUCACCUUCUUUAAAGUUCCUGAGACCCGAGGCAGGACUUUUGAGGAAAUUGCACGAGUCUUUGAAGGUCAGGCACAGGCGGUGAGCAGAGCUAACAAAGGCCCCGUUAUGGAGAUGAACAGCAUUCAGCCUGAUAAGGAGGCCACCACCAAUGUCUAAGCCAUGCUUCCUUCCCACCUCCCUCCCAACAUGAAAAAGCAACCUCUCCCUGAAUGGGGAGAGACCUCAUCAGGUUGUAACCCAGGACUGUUUUCUGAAUGCUGCUACUUGACUCUUUUCUCAUCCCCACACUCCAUGAGCACUCAGAGGACCCCAAUGCUGGGGUUAGUUGUAUCUUCAAUGGCUUUUUAAGCAUUUCAUUUUUUGGACAUUCUCUUCUGUUUAGGAGAGACCAAGUGAACCUACCUUCAUUUCAGGAGGGAUUGGCUACUUGGCAUUUAACAACUUUGCCAGCUCUUCCUCCCUUAACUGCUUCAUGAGGGCAUGUGUGGAAGGAAGUGUUCCCCCAGCCUCAGACUCACUCACCAGGAAACAGAUAUACAUGAGUGUGGAGGGCAGAGAGGAAUUAAUUACAUAAGAGCACCUUCCUCACUUCCAUACAGCUCUGCAGAGCAAAUUAAUUUGAGUUUUAUUUAUUUUAUCUUCUGGUUUUAUUGCAUAAAUAUUUAUUUUUAUAAGUGUAAUUUUACCAAAUGAUGAAAACGCAAGGAAAUUGAGGUUAGAGGGAGGUACUUAAAGAGUUUAAGGUGGAAGCUUUUAUACUGGAGAGGUUUAUAGUUUAAUAAGGGAAGAAUUUUGGCAGAAAUGUAAUGCAUUAUUGGAGGAUAUAUGAUGUGUGUGAAGUUUGCAGGUCGCCUCUCAAUUUCUGUCCUUCAGAUGGAAAUUCUCAAGUACAGUUUCUCAGAAAAGUCAUGUGCCUGUAUAAAGAAGCUACUGGUUUCCUUUGGAACUGUUUUUUUUUUGUUUGUUUGUUUAAGGUUAUAUGUAGUAUUACUUGAAAUCUAGGAUUAUUACUAAAGUGGGCAUUGUAGUUAAUGGUGGUUGAUGGGUUCUGAUUUUGGAUGGAGUCCAGAGAAGGGAAGGUUGUUUGUAGAAAUUAAUCCUCCUUUGCCCUCACUGAACCAAAACAACUUCUCUUAUAGUGGACUCCUUUUUUAUUUUAUUUUAUUUUUUUAAGUACUCCUACCACUUAUCUUGUGUGAGAGCAAGCAAAAAUAUUGGUUCUUGGUAAAGGUUUGAUUUUUUCUUUCUCCAUUUUGUUCUAUAGGGUAUUUUAGAUGUUUAGAUUUAAAAUGUUUUGUUUUAGGCUCUAGCUUUAAAAAAAUUCAGAGGAGAGUGUUCAUAGCUAACUUGGAAUUUGUAACCUCAGUACCAGGAGAGGAUUCAUCCUGAUCGACUGUUACCUAGUUGAAGUAUGUUAAUGCUUUAGGGUCAGCCCAUGCCUGUUUUUGUCUGUUUCCAUGUCAAGUUACUCUUGUUAUCAUGUUACCAUAGUAUUAUGUCAAGUGCCUUAAAGGCACUUGAAUCUUUCCCUUAGACCACAUUUGAGGUAGUAUGAGUAAAUGUGCAGUGUAGCCCACACUUGAGAGAGUAUGAAUGUAUAUGCACUGUCACUUUGCUCUGGGUGGAAGUAGUUUAUUGGGAACUUGUUUCCUCUUUGUUCCUAUAGCCCCUUUUGGAUGGAAUGUGUUACAACUCAUCCCUCUGUAUAUAAGUAACACUGCCUCUCUGGGUGGGAUUUGCAUCUGUGGCUUUCUUCCUAACAUGUAAAGGACUCUGCUUCACUCCAGACUCAGACAAUGGGAGUAGGAGAGUGUGAAAUCAGGACAUGUGGCCUCCUAGGGGAGCUAGAGGAAAGUCAAAGUGUUAGAUAAGAUGGAGGUAUUUGCACUUGCCAUAAGUCACGGACACCUCCACUCUCUAGUUUCUCAGUAUUUUUAUAAAUGAAGAUAGGACCCUGGUGGCACCCUCUCUCCCCUUUUUCAUAUGUUGCUUGAGCUCCCUUUCUCUCCUUGGUGCUUAUACAUUUGAGGCCCUUUAGCCAAAUCCUUGCCCAUGACAAUAUUUUAGUUCUCAGUUCUUACCAUGCCCUCUGGUCAUUGAGCCUUUGGGUAGAAACUCACAGAACUAUGGCAUGAGGCUUUGCUGGGUCAGGUGACUUUCCUCCAACUGCACCUCCACUUUUGACUCCUCAAAAACUGUGGGUUGGCAGUAACACAGUGUGGAAGUUUUCCCAUUUCUCAGUGACCAGAUUGUAAUAUUUCAAAAUAAGUUUUAUAUUAUUAAUGUUACUGUGGUUCUUUGUUUUGAAAUAAAAAUUCUGA